UUUUCCCAGCACUAUUUUCGCUAUGAAACUUAUGUAGUUUCUUAGCGGAUUGUUAAUAUAGUAUUAUUUUAAGAAUACUAUAGGAUUACUCAGCCACUUAUGUGCAUAAACAUGUGAAAGAAACAAAUGCUUCAAAUUCGCGGCGAAAGGAGGAAGAAUUGUUACGCUUUCGUUAGAUUAAGUUCGCCUUUGUACAUUUGCAACAUGACAUUAAAACAAGCUGUUUACUUUCUGAAAAGACGAUUUGAUGACAGUGAUGCAAAGUCGCCUCUCAGUUUUAAGUACAUCGGAAUGCUGAGUUUCAUGUUAAGCUCCAUCGGCUGUUGGCCGCACAGGCAGUUCGGCCGGCGCCGGCUGGACUUUAUACUGUCCAUGUACAAUAUGCUGUUGAUCGCCAUAGCCAUGGCUUUACCGAGUUUGGGUGCAACCUACAUCUGGUACAAGAGAGAGACGAUUUCGUUCUUCGAUGCGGGGCACGUGCUUUUAUGCAUGUUUUUAGAAUUCUUGUUUUUGAUACAUACGCAGAUCCACAACAUAUCAACGAUAUUCACAUUUUACAUGAUCUGUCAGAUGUUCUGUGGGUUAUGCCUGUUCGCUUUCAUGCCGUGGUACAACAACUACAACAACGGAAUGUUCGGCCCGGACCGGCCCGCCAACCGCACUUUUGAGCAAGCUGUCUACUUUCACUGCUUCACCGAAGACGUGUAUACCACCAUUGAGGGAUACUGGGUUCUCUUUGUAUUCAAUAUUCCUACCACCUACAACACUUCGUGUGGCGUCGUGGCCUUCGACCUUCUGAUCUCCCUUAUAAUCUUUCAAAUUUGGGGGCAUCUUAAAAUUUUGAAGCACAAUUUGUCAAGCAUAAUUCCGAAGGACGGCAUGUAUUCACCAGAAGAGAAUAUGAGAGUCCGAGAGAUAUUAAAGGAAAUCAUCGAACACCACAAAUUUAUCAUAAAGUUUGUGGACAAGUGCUCCAACGCUUUAAGUGAGGAAUUGUUUGUAUUUUAUAUGAUGAUGCAACUCCUGACCUGCACAUGUUUGCUUGAGGUUUCCUCUCUGACGACAGACGCGCUGGCUAAAUACGGAUCGAUCACUCUAGUGGUGCACCAACAAUUGAUUCAAGUUUCUAUACUUUUCGAAAUGAUAAGUGCUAAGACAGUCGUCUGGGUGUCUGUUGGAUAA
Messenger RNA from Cydia fagiglandana, 1182 nucleotides. RefSeq lists its product as uncharacterized. The coding region runs from base 127 to 1182 and encodes 351 amino acids. Gene Ontology annotation, cellular component: plasma membrane. NCBI's taxonomy places the organism in Eukaryota, Metazoa, Arthropoda, Insecta, Lepidoptera, Tortricidae. Gene Ontology annotation, biological process: detection of chemical stimulus involved in sensory perception of smell; sensory perception of smell. The record is from RefSeq and is a predicted model, not a curated record. The transcript is spliced from 6 exons. Gene Ontology annotation, molecular function: olfactory receptor activity; odorant binding.